AAGAAGAGGAGGAGCGCCUGCCUGCCCGCGCGCCGUCUAGCAGGCCCCCCCCCGCUGCUGCUUCAAUUGCCGGACGAAGCGAGCGAGGCCGAGGCAGCAGAAGCAGAGGCAGAGGCAGUGGCCCCAAGGCAGCGGAGCUCGAGAGGAUGGAUGAUGCGCUUGUCGGAUUAGGUCGCUCGACAGUGAGAAGAAGAAGAAGCUCGGAUUUGAAUCAUUUGCCUUGACCGUGUGAAGGAGAAUGUCCGUCUAUUCUCCGCACCAUGAUGAGUCAAUGACCGAGCCGGCCCUGACAUUGCGACGAGGGAGCGCGCCUGGUAUGGGAAGCUGCUGCGUGGGAGCUCGGCGCUGAAGGAAGGAAGCGGCAUGAGGAGAGGAUUGCGAACCCUGUAGUCCCUGUAGUGUGGGCCUGGCAGGAGAGCAGCAGCAGCGGAGUGGUGCGCGCGGCAGUGAGCGAGCUUCACUUGCGCAGGCUCUCUCUCUCGCUGUGGGCGAAAUCUCUUCGGACCGUCUCGACAGACAGACAUGGCAGAGAGGAAUAGCUGGAAUUGGAACUCGUCCGUCGAGGCCCGGAAGGCAUCGGACGUAUUUCACGGAGACACAUACGACGAGAUGGCGGGACAAGGCCAGCAACAUCAACAUCAACACCAGCAGCAGCAGCAGCAGCAGCAGCAGCCUUCCACUGGCGCCUAUCGGACGCAACCGAGUCGACGAGUGUCUCUGAAAGGAAACGCAGGGCUGACGAGCAAGAUUUUGACUCUCAAAGAGAGGCUGGCCAAUGCACGCAUGGAGUGUCUGGAGCUCAGGCAGGAAGCGAGUGACUUGCAGGAAUACUCGACUGUCAAAAUUACGCGAGCCACUCGGUACUUGGGCGUGCUGUCGGACAAAGCUCGGAAACUGGACCAAGUUGCGCUGGACUGGGAAGCUCGCGUCACUCCGAUUCGGGACGAGCGCAAGAAGCUGCUGAACGAGCUUCUGAACCAACGAGGAAAUGUGCAGGUCCAUUGUCGAGUGCGGCCGCAGUUCGAAGACGAAGGCCCUGUCAUCACUUCGUAUCCCAGCGAUAGCACGAUCCGGCUCACUCCUCCGGCGACUCCCGGCUCCACCCUCCCGGGCAAGAUGGAAUUCGAAUUUGACCGCGUUUAUGGUCCGCACAUUGGGCAAGUGGACAUCUUCGAGGAUGUGCAGCCCAUGAUUCAGUCUGCUCUGGAUGGGUUCAAUGUGUCGAUUUUUGCCUUCGGUCAAUCGGGCACGGGCAAGACUUACACUCUCGAGGGGACGAGCCGGGAUCCAGGCCUUUUCUACAGGGCAGUGGAAGAGUUGUUUCAGCUGUCGAAUGUCGAUGCUUCUCCUGCGUCGAGAACCGUGUUCCAUGUCACCAUGUUUGAGCUGCAGGAUGAGCAGUUCAAGGAUCUUCUCCAGCACUCGGUGGAUCCCAGCAAGGCGUUCCAGGCCGAGAUGGGCGAGGUAGGUCGAACUCUGAAGCUCGUCGGCGAGAGGAUUGACAGUGCCCGAGACUUCUCGCGUGUCUUCAACACGGGCACGAGGAAUCGUGCUGUUGAGAAUUUCAGCUUCGACCAGAGCACGACCUCGUACUUGAUUCUAACGAUUCACAUCCACCACACGAAUAUUCUGUUGAGGGAGAAGUACCAAAGCAAGAUAUCUUUCGUGGAUAUGCCCGCCAGCGACCAGCAUCUCAGGGUGGAAGCGUCGAUCACCGUUCUCGGGGAUGUGCUUGCAGCCAUUACUACUAAGGAGGAUUAUGUGCCCUACAGAAAUUCUCUGCUGACCAGUGUCCUGGCCGACUCUCUCGGCGGGGAUAACAAAACUCUCGUGAUCGUCAAUGUCAGCCCCUGUUCGCUGGAUCUAGCCGAGACGCUAUCCAGCAUCAACUUCGGAACUCGAGCCCGAAGCAAGUCGGCGGCUUCAAGCGCUCAAGAGGAUGCGCAGCUGGAGCUUGCCGAGAAGCAGAAAGAGAUUGCAAAGCUGGAGCAAGAAAAUCAGAGGCUGGAGAAAGCAUUGAAAGAGUCGGACGAGCAAUGCGCCACUCUGUUGAGUGCACUGCAGAAGGCCAACUCACAGGAGAAGUCCAAGGAGGUGGACGACGGAAUCACCAGGUCUUCACAGGCUUGGGAGCUUCAACAGGCCAAACAAGCCAUCUCGGAGGCUGUUCUGACCAAUAAGAGACUGGAAGAAGAGCUCGCGAAAAGGGACGAGCUGAUUGAGAGGCUUCACGAAGAGAAUGAGAAACUGUUCGAGCGGCUCACCAAACCAAUGGAGAGCGCCCGCAAUGCCGCAUUGGCUGAGCAGCAGCAGCAGCAGCAGCAGCGAAUCAAGGAUUCAGAAGACAGUGCCCAUCGUUCUCCCGGUGGCCACGGGUCUGCCAUGGACAGGGAAGUAUCUACUCCUCCCCGUCAGGAUCCUUCUGCUGGGACCAUGGUCACCACUCCACCAUCUGCCCUCUUGAGUGUGAAGAGCACUCCAGCGGGCGAGUAUCUGAGCGCUGCACUAUUGGAUUUCAAUCCCGACCAGUAUGAUAGCCCUGCUGCUAUCGGUGACGGAGCCAACAAGCUCCUGAUGCUAGUCUUGGCAGCGGUCAUCAAAGCCGGUGCAGCAAGAGAGCAUGAAAUGCUGGCCGAAAUUCGUGAUGCUGUGUUCACUUUUAUAAGAAGAAUGGAGUCCCGGGCCGUCAUGGACACCAUGCUCGUGUCUCGUGUGCGAAUUCUCUACAUAAGAUCACUGUGCUCUCGUUCUAGUGAGCUGCAGGCGAUUCAGCUCCCACCUGUGGAAAAGUUUCUCGAGAGAGCUGGUUCAGGAACACCAAGCCGGAGAAGUAGCAGCAGAGAGAGCAGCCCAGGAAGGGCUCCCCUUCUCUCUCCCAAACUUUUUCAUCACUCGAAAUCCAACGUCGAUGAUCACUUGGCGAGGUUUAAGGUUAACUUAGGGCAGGAGAAAAAAUCGAAAAUUUCUUCGUUCUUCGGCAAGCUUAGGGGUGGUGACCAGCAACAUGCGCAACAAAAUUUGACCGGAGGUAAGCUCCGAGAAACGAGUGACGAUGCCCGAUAUUAUGCUAUUGGGAAUAAAGCUCUAGCUGCUCUGUUUGUGCACACUCCUGCUGGUGAGCUCCAGCGUCAGAUCCGGGCUUGGUUGUCCCAGAACUUCGAUCCUCUUGCUACUCCCAAUGGCGAAUCAGUAGAGGCCCAACUGGAGUCUCUUUCAACUGCCAUUAUGGACGGGUGGAUGUCUGGUCUCGGUGUGCCUCAACGUCCCAGCACGGAUGCUUUGGGACAGCUGCUUUCAGAUUACACGAAGCUUGUCUACAGUUCAGAAUUGCAGCACUUGAAAGAUGUGGCCGCAACUCUAGCAACUGAAGAAGCAGAAGAAAUAGCGCAGGUCGCACAAUUGAGGUCCGGGCUCGAAUCAGUAGAGCACAAGCGCCGGAAAGUUAUGCAGCAGAUGCGUUCCGAUGUAGCUUUGCUGACCAAAGAGGAAGGUGGUUCACCGUUCCGAACGCCCUCGUCUGCAAACGAAGAUGCACGUAUAGCGUCACUCAUUUCUCUCGAGGAUAUUUUGAAGCAAGCGGAUGACAUUAUACGAGAAGCUCGGCAGAAAGCUGGAAGUUCAAGUCUGAAGAAGUCUCUGUCCGGUCGUAUGAGCACUCUGUCCGAGCGAAUGCCCACUCUGCUCCCCAUAGAUUAUGCAUGUGCACAAAGGGCCAUAGGAGAAGCCCAGAAAGCUGUCGAAUCUAUACAGGAGGUUGGGAACGACCAUCAGCACAGGUCGCAGUCGUCUAUGUCUGAGUCUUCUGAUGCACCUCCAACCUCUGGCGAUUUGGAAGAUGCAGAUGGCGAUGUCGUGCAGUGGAGUGUUCUCCAGUUUAACAACGGGAGUGCCACUCCGUUGGUUUUGAAGUGCGGUGCCACACCAUCCUUGGAGCUCGUGGUGAAAGCCACUGCGAGGUUGCAAGAUAAGAACGGGAAAGAGGUGGUCUCUGUUGUUCCUUCUCCCUCGGCCUUGAAUGGACUGUCACUAGACGAGAUCAGGCAAAUUUUGUCUCAAGUUCCAGAAGCUUUUAGCAAUCUAGCUUUGGCAAGGUCAGCUGAUGGGACUCGUGCAAGAUAUACACGCCUCUACAAGACCCUGGCUGUGAGGGUUCCUGCGCUCCGAAGCUCUGUGAAUAGUCUCGACUCGGAAUCAGCAAAAGAACUUGCAAACCUUCAGAGCUCCUCCACGAAAUGGCAAGCUCAAAACCACGGGAGGAGAAAGUCGGACGUCGAUGAUUUUGGUGGAGAUGAGCCUCAUUGACAGAGCAGUGUUUGGUUGACAUUUCUCGAUUCGAGUGGAUAAAGCCUGUAACCUUAAAAUUCGUUGACUUCCCUAUAUGGGAGAGUACUGUGGUGUAGUAGAUCCAACAAGGAUUCGGAUAAAUGUACAGACACCAGCAAACUUACCUGCCUCUGGUGACUCAAAUACAGAGAAAAGCAGAACUUUUAGAGCUCUACGUGCAGACCCUGCUUGCCAGCGGAUGAAGCAUCAAGCCUAGGUUUCAGGGAACAACAGUAUGGUUGUCCUGAGAGAGUCCGUUGCUCCAUCUGUGGAAAGGAGGUCCUUCGGUAAGUCUCAGUGAGUGGCUUGGAAUGGAGAAUCAUAGAUCGAAAGUAUCAGAUUUAUUAGCCAAAUGGCUAGCAUUUUUCCAAGAGGCAGUUGUGCACAAACUGGGCUAAAUCUCGUCGUCUGUCACAAGAGGCAACAGCCAGUCUUGCUAGUAUCGCAGCUGGAUUUUCGACACAUCUUAUGCUGUAAGUCACACCACGUUCCUGGUGACCGAGUGAAGAUGUGUUUCUCUUUUACAGAAGAUUUUUGUACUUUUAAUACUGUAGUAUGUGUUUUGAACGAUCUCCUUGGGAGGGGAUAGUCACGUAACCACCAUCUGGAAAUAUACUUUGUGGUUGUCAAGCGGCCAGCCUAGUGUGACCUUAGCUGAUAGAUUGAACUCUUCUUCUUUCUUUCUCUCUCUCGCGGAGAUGUGUAACCAUUUGUGCACGGUAUCUCGCAUGGAGAAGGCUAUUAGUAUAGGUUAGUGGAGAUCGAUAACAUUGAUAUUACUGUCAACGUAUGUGCAGGCCACCCCUCCCAGUUGCCGUUGAUCAUGUUGGAGAGUGUACUUGACUUUUACUUCUACAGGGUAGAUAACUUCUCGUCGUGACGAGCUAGGAACCGAUUAGAAUCUACUAGUGUACCAUUUGAACAGCAUCUGUAUUGGGCCCUUUCAGAUCUAGGUUUCGAUUUAUAAAACGGUUGUGCGGGUAUGCGCAGGCCCGCUUUCCUUGGCAGGUUCUGAUCAUCCUUUUGUAACGUUUUGUAACAGUUGUUCCCACGCACUUUUCAUGUGUCUCUGAUGGUGUAAAUGCAUCCUUCCACCUUGAGGUGCUGUGCUUUCAGAUCUACGUUUCUAUAGUCCCUUGUGGACAUCCCAUCGUCUGUAACCAUUUUGGGUGGCACACGAAUACAGAACUGAAAAGCUUUGCUGAAACUG
Marchantia polymorpha subsp. ruderalis is the source of this 5533-nucleotide messenger RNA. The record is from the annotation of a GenBank genome assembly. NCBI's taxonomy places the organism in Eukaryota, Viridiplantae, Streptophyta, Marchantiopsida, Marchantiales, Marchantiaceae.